Messenger RNA from Moesziomyces aphidis, 1935 nucleotides. The record is from the annotation of a GenBank genome assembly. Lineage: Eukaryota; Fungi; Basidiomycota; Ustilaginomycetes; Ustilaginales; Ustilaginaceae.
AUGGUGGUAGCGACAGGCGGAGCAUCGAAGCGGCUCGUGCGGUGCGCAGGUGCUGCACUGCACACGGCAGCUUUGCCCACGACCCAGCGGCUGUUGGCGAGUGGUUCGCAAAGGCUCCCUGUCGUCUCGGCUACUGCCUCCCGCACGCGCACGGUACUGGGUUCGGGCGGGGUGAGGCAUGCAAGCUCGUCGGGCAACAAGCCGACCGAAGACGAAGCAGAACGGCACAGGACACAGUACAACUACGAUCCGUUUACGCUGCACCCGGACGCCAAGCACUACAGCUAUCCGCUGGUGACUGCGGAUGAUCUUGCGGCACGGUCUGAGGCGCACUCUAGCGACCGCAGGGAGGGAGGGGAGGAGAAGGUGAUGGGGCCGGGGGGUAGGCCGAGGGAGGUACGCAUGCUGGCGCGCGACUUUAUCCACGACAGCCUGUACAAUCCUCGCUACGGCUACUUUUCCAAGCAGGCUGUGCUGCUUCCCGACGCCGAUCCCGCGUCUUCAAAGGGAGAGGAGCAGUACGAGAUGGUGGGUGGGGAGACGUACGAGCACGAGAUGGGCGUGCUGCGACCGAGCAGCGGAUUCGAGUUCAACGCGAUCAAGAACGAGAGCGAGUUCAUGCGCAUGGUCGAGGAGCGGUACGAGUCGUUUGAGACGCAGAUCGCGGUGCUCGUACAGGAGCGUCAGAACGCGCUGGAUGCACAGACUAAACAGGACGAGUUUGCCCAGUCGGUGCAACGGGAACGUCGAGAACGCGUGGCAAAGCGACAGGAGGGAGCCGCGACUCGGGUGGCCGAGUACUCGGCAGCCGGAUUGGAAGCUGCCCAGCGCAAGGGACGGGCAAUGGCACGGGAAGGAGUGCAAGAAGCGGAUGUGCAGAGCAUGGCAGCCAAGCAAGUGUGGCAUACACCCACGCAGAUCUUCCAGCCGUACUACGCCCAUGCGAUCGCGCGCUACUUGGUGGCCGAGUACAAGCUGCACAACUACCCGUACGACGACCUGGUGAUAUUCGAGCUGGGUGCCGGGUCGGGAGCACUUGCACGCGGGAUCUUGGACUACCUUGCCUCGAGCGAGCCGGAGAUCUACACGCGUACGCGCUAUCGCAUCGUCGAAAUCAGCGAGCGACUUGCACAGGAGCAGAGGCGCAAGUUGGCCAGGCACGCUGCAGCGGGCAGGGUCGAGGUGGUGCACCGCGAUGUGCUGGCGUGGAGCGACGAGGUGGUGGAGCCGUGCUUCGUGAUCGCACUCGAGGUGCUGGACAACCUCGCGCACGACGUGGUGCGGUUCGCGCUGGAGGAUCUGACGCCCUACCAGGGGGUGGUAUCGAUCGAUGAGACGGGCGAUAUGCACGAGCUGUACGAACCGCUCAGCGACCCACUCAUCCAAAGGUACCUCCAGAUCAUCGGUCGAGAUCUAUCGCCUCUGCAGUCGUCCUACCUCCGCCUGCUUCCCGACAGGCUGCGAUCGGUGUUGGCAAAACAUGCGCCGUUUUUUCCAAACCUCUCCGACGCCGUCUUUGUGCCCACCAACGCGCUGCGCUUGUUCGACACACUCAACCGCUUCUUCCCACACCACCGUCUGGUCAUGUCCGACUUCAACGCGCUUCCCGAUUCGAUCGGUGGGGUCAACGCCCCCGUGGUGCAGACGCGCAUCAACGCCCAGAUGGUCCCCGUCACAACCUAUCUCGUCCUCCAGGGAUACUUUGAUAUCUUCUUCCCCACCAACUUCGCCCAUCUUGCAAAGAUGUACCAUGCGGUCAAUGGCGCCUUCUUCAGCCCGCACUUUUCGCCGCACCAGAGGAAGUCCAGAGCCCCACAUGUGCUCGGGCAUGCGGCGUUUUUGGAGAGGUACGCAGAGAGGGAGAAGCUCGUGCUUAGGGACGGAUCCAACCCGCUGCUCGCGUGGUACCAGAACGCGAGCUGGUUCCUGACGUAG